Cynara cardunculus var. scolymus (artichoke) is the source of this 896-nucleotide messenger RNA. RefSeq names its product cadmium-induced protein AS8. The coding region runs from base 111 to 584 and encodes 157 amino acids. The transcript has 3 exons. Lineage: Eukaryota; Viridiplantae; Streptophyta; Magnoliopsida; Asterales; Asteraceae. The record is from RefSeq and is a predicted model, not a curated record.
CAAAACAGAGGCCGCGCGCACCACAUGAUCCAACAGUGUGGUGUUUGCUGCCCUAACUAUUCGCCAGCUCUCCUCAGUUCGAUCAUCACCACUUUUUCUACGACUCGUUCAUGGUACUAAUGAUCAUAAAGGGGUUGUUUAGGAGGUAUGAGAGAUGGAACCCUGUGCAUCCCACAUCUGGAGCCUUUUGGGGCAUGGGAAUAGGCGUUGGUUGUGGAAUCGGAUGGGGUCCUGGUUUUGGCCCUGAUGUCAUCGGCUAUGUUGGUGCUGGUUGUGGUGUUGGAUUUAGUGUCGGCAUCACUCUUGCUGGCGUCGGCAUUGGUCUUCCUGCAAACCGCCUCCUAAAAGUUCCUUUUAGUGCUUUUAUGGCUACAAGAAGCGGUGCAGUUGAUUUUGCUCGAUCUAGUGGUCUUCUUGGCACAAGAAGACCAGUAGAUAUAUCUGGCAUGCAAAGGUGGAUGACUACCUUCAACCAUGAACAGUCUGUAGACAAAAGGGUAGAUUUUUCAGGCAUAAACCGAUUAAUGUCAUCAAAUGCAAAGCUGGUUUUAGAAUACUUUGACCAACUUAAAAAUCGUCGCUGAGGUAUGAAACACACCCAUCAAACCCGUUUAUUGGUUUGUAAAUUUCUGAGACGAUGCUUGCUCAAGUAACCUUCGCUAGCUGAUGCUAAAACUCGAGUGUCAAAGUUGUGAAAUACACUAGAAACAGCACGUAUACACAUCUGAAUCAUUGUUAGAAAUUAUAGAUCUGUUCGAGAUAGAAAUUCGUAUGUUGCAUAGGAGAAAGAACUUUUUAGUUCAUCAUCUUUCUUGAAACCCAAGAUUAAGUUGCAGAAUCAGACCAUCAUGUAACAAUUUUUACCUUUGUUAAAGGAUGCAACUUCCUGCUGUUUA